Molecule: messenger RNA, 2017 nt
Organism: Xylaria bambusicola
Lineage: Eukaryota; Fungi; Ascomycota; Sordariomycetes; Xylariales; Xylariaceae
Product: acyl-CoA dehydrogenase-like protein
Exons: 2
Coding region: 229-1767 (512 amino acids)
Molecular function (GO): acyl-CoA dehydrogenase activity; flavin adenine dinucleotide binding; heme binding
Source: RefSeq, a predicted model, not a curated record
AGAGAUGCCAAUCAUUCAACAGGGAUGAAAGUCCUCAUUGAAUUCUCCAUUCCCAAAUACCUAGGUACAUACCAUGUAAAUACCGAGGGACAACCUGUUCUUGUCCCUUUUUAAUCCAAUUGUAUUCUUCUCUUCUCUCUCUCUCUUAUUCAUUGUUUUCCCUCCUAUCAUUUCCAUUUCUUUUUUUUUUUUUUGUACUGUAGAGUGAAGUACGAUCACACUCCCACAAUGACCAAGACAUUCACCCGCGACGAGGUCGCCAAGCACAACACCGAAGACUCGGUCUGGUUCAUCGUUGACAGCAAGGUAUACGAUGUAACCGAUUUCGUCGACGCUCACCCCGGCGGCGAGUUCGUCCUCCGCCAAGUCGCCGGCACGGACGCGACCGCCGCCUUCUACAACCUGCACCGACAUGAGGUGCUCGCCAAGUACGAGGACCUGCAGAUCGGCACCGUCGAGGGAGAGAAGCCCACCGUCGUGACACCACAACCCGGCGACCUCUCCCUCGUCCCCUACGGCGAGCCCCUCUGGCUCACCCCAGUCUUCAAAUCCCCUUACUUCAGCGAGAGCCACCGCAAACUGCAGAGGGCGAUGCGCGUCUUCACCGACAAGUACAUCACCCCCGAAGCCCAGGCCCGCGAGGUCGACGGCAAAUACAUCAGCCAGGAGCUCGUGGACCGGAUGUCGGCCGCCGGCUUAUUGCACAUGCGGCUAGGUCCCGGCAAGCACCUGCACGGCAUGAACCUUUUAGACGGCGCCGUACGCGGCGAGGAAUUCGACUACUUCCACGACAUGAUCAUCUGCCAGGAGGGCGCGCGGUCCAACGCCCGAGGCUUCCAAGACGGCCAACUAGCCGGCAUGGUGAUCGGCCUGCCGUGCAUCAUGAACUACAUGAAAGACGAGAAGCGCAAGAAGGAGCUCAUGAAUGAGAUAUUCAGCGGAAAGAAGUACAUGUGUCUCGCGAUCACCGAGGCCUUCGCCGGCUCGGACGUAGCGGGUCUGCGGACGACGGCCACGAAGACGCCCGACGGCAAGCACUACAUCGUCAACGGGACCAAGAAGUGGAUCACCAACGGCGUGUACUCGGAUUACUUCAUCACAGGCGUGCGGACAGAGAAAGGGCUGAGCGUGCUGAUCAUCCCGCGCGGCGAGGGCGUCGAGACAAAGCCCAUCAAGACCUCAUAUUCCCCGGCCGCCGGCACGGCAUACAUCACAUUCGACAACGUCAAGGUCCCAGUCGAGAACCUCCUCGGCGAGGAGAACAAAGGCAUCUACGUGAUCCUGAGCAACUUCAACCACGAGCGGUGGAGCAUGGCCUGCACCUCGGUGCGGAUGUCGAGGACAGUAGUAGAAGAGUGUCUGAAGUGGGCGCAUCAGCGCAUAGUCUUCGGCAAGCGAUUGAUAGACCAGCCCGUGAUCCGACAAAAACUCGCCAAAAUGAUAAGCCUCGUAGAAUCGAACCAAGCCUGGCUCGAAUCAAUAACCUACCAAAUGUGCAACAUGCCCUACAAGGAGCAGUCCAAACACCUCGGCGGUCCCAUCGGGCUUCUCAAGAUGAGCAUCACGCGCGCCGCGCACGAGAUCGCCGACGAGUCGAUGCAGAUCUUCGGCGGCCGCGGCCUGACGCAGUCGGGCAUGGGCCGCGUCAUCGAGAUGUUCCACCGCACCUACAAGUUCGACGCCAUCCUGGGCGGUGCCGAGGAGGUCCUGGGCGACCUCGGCGUGCGCCAGGCUAUGGCUAAGAUGCCCAAGAACUCCAAGCUAUAAUCGAUUGAAUUGAUUGAUUAGUGGAUAAAGAAGAGAAGAGGAUCUAAAUGAAGCAGAAAGUGUACAGUAUACCCUAGCCUAGACGAUAUGUCGUCCAAGAUGCGUUUUCGUACAAUUUUUCACAGCAUGAGCGUUGCAUAUAUAGGAAUUUAAAAAAAAAAACAAAAAAAACAUGCACAAAACCAUAGACAAGUUGUAUGAGGAUAUUAGCAUGAAUUGCGACAUACUACCUAUACCUAAUAAGCCGCUG